GAAGGGUGUGGAAAUUGGUGUUGCGUAUUUUAAUCUUUAGAUAAGCCGAAUAAAUAUUAAAUUGUUUGCGGCUGCGCCGCUGUGGUACGAUAUCGAUAGACGACUAGACAAGGGUACGAGACGAAAACUACAGUUAACUAGGUUUAACUGGUAUUCACGAAUUAAAAUUCGUGGUUAUAAUUAAACGUGUUUUGCACUGCUGCAUUAACAGUAACUAUGCGUUCACCCAAACAUAAUGGAUUGAGUGAUUAAUUAAUAUUAAACAGUGUCCAACGCGAAACAAUAUGAUGCAUUUCAUGUUGUUAUUCAGUCGUCAAGGCAAGCUUCGGCUUCAAAAAUGGUAUGUUGCUCAUCCCGACAAGGUAAAAAAGAAAAUUACCAGAGAACUUAUAACCACUAUUUUAGCUAGAAAGCCUAAAAUGUGUAGUUUCCUUGAAUGGAAAGAAUUAAAAAUUGUUUAUAAAAGGUAUGCCAGUUUGUAUUUUUGUUGUGCUAUUGAGCAGAAUGACAAUGAACUUCUUACUUUGGAAAUCAUUCACCGUUAUGUCGAAUUAUUAGACAAGUAUUUUGGCAGUGUCUGUGAACUGGAUAUAAUAUUCAACUUCGAAAAGGCAUAUUUUAUACUGGAUGAGUUAUUAUUGGGUGGGGAGAUACAGGAGACUAGUAAGAAAAAUGUACUCAAGGCUAUUUCAGCUCAGGAUCUCUUGCAAGAGGAAGAAACACCUCAAACCUUUUUUGAAGACCAUGGCCUCGGUUAACAAAUGUCGAUCAAACGCAUUCCAUAGACAUUCCAAACUAAUUGAUAAAUAAAUAUAACAAAAAUUUAAUAAGUAUUAGUUACAAUUUAUUAUACUUACACAUAAUUAUUAUUAUCACUUUUUAUUAUUAUAUGUAUACAACUAUAGGUGACAGUGUUACAUGUCCGUCCAAUUUUAUUACAAUUUAUUUUGUGUCUAUAGGCAAUAAAAAUAAAAAAAUUAAC
Molecule: messenger RNA, 982 nt
Organism: Melanaphis sacchari
Lineage: Eukaryota; Metazoa; Arthropoda; Insecta; Hemiptera; Aphididae
Gene: AP-1sigma
Product: AP-1 complex subunit sigma-2
Exons: 5
Coding region: 285-758 (157 amino acids)
Biological process (GO): vesicle-mediated transport; intracellular protein transport
Cellular component (GO): intracellular membrane-bounded organelle; membrane coat; AP-1 adaptor complex
Molecular function (GO): clathrin-cargo adaptor activity
Source: RefSeq, a predicted model, not a curated record